Bacillus rossius redtenbacheri is the source of this 4183-nucleotide messenger RNA. Its product is annotated as probable ATP-dependent RNA helicase DDX23. NCBI's taxonomy places the organism in Eukaryota, Metazoa, Arthropoda, Insecta, Phasmatodea, Bacillidae. Gene Ontology annotation, cellular component: catalytic step 2 spliceosome. The transcript has a single exon. The record is from RefSeq and is a predicted model, not a curated record. Bases 167 to 2548 code for a protein of 793 amino acids. Gene Ontology annotation, molecular function: RNA binding; ATP binding; RNA helicase activity. Gene Ontology annotation, biological process: mRNA splicing, via spliceosome.
UUGUUGUUUUGUUUUCAAAUGUGUAGUGUAAACAACGAAUGGACGUUCGCUAAGUUCGUGAUUGUGUGUUUUGCAGUGGUAAAACUGCGUGAAGUGAGUGUUGAAACGCCAGAACUCGGCGAGUGUCUGCAUUUAACUGUAAUUGUUGUUGGUUGAAGUUGGGGAAAUGGGGGUGGACAAGAAGGUGUCGCAGCGACGCAGCAGGAGUCGCGAGCGCGACUACGCGCGGGGACGCGACCGCAGGGACGGCAAGGACCACCAGCGGCGGGCGAGGAGCGCGUCCAAGGAGCGCGACAAGGACCGCGGCAAGAAGAGGGAGCGGCGCUCGCGCAGCGCCAGCAGGGACCGACACAAGCACAAGGACAGGAAGCACUCCGCCUCGCCGACCGCGGGCGAGAAGGUGGAGAAGGAGGAACCCGAGGAGCUCGACCAGAAGAAGGAGCCGCUGUCCCUGGAGGAGCUGCUGGCCAAGAAGCAGGCCGAGGAGGCUGCGCGGAGCAAGCCCAAGUUCCUGACCAAGGAGGAGCGCGCCGCGGAGGCGCUGAGGAAGCGACAGCUGGAAGUCGAGGAGAUCCGGCGCAGAAACGAGGACGAGAGGAAGAAACGAGCAGACUUCGCGGCCAAGGAACUGGAAGAGAGGAAGAACGAUCCGGAUCACGAGAAGGACAGAAGAAGAGAUAACAGGGACAGGGACAGAGAGAGGGACAGGGAUAGAGAUAGGGACAGAGACAGGGAUAGGGAUAGAGACAGAGAUAGGGACAGAGAUCGGGAACCACGUAAAGACAGGGAUGAAGACCCGCAGAUGUUCAAAGAUAAGGAGAAGGAAGUAGAAGCUAUUAAAGAACGUUACCUAGGCCUCAUCAAAAAGAAGCGAAGGGUCCGGAGGUUAAACGAUCGUAAGUUUGUUUUCGAUUGGGAUGCCUCGGAGGACACAUCCGUUGAUUAUAACCCACUGUACAAAGAGAAGCAUCAGGUGCAGUUCUUCGGGCGCGGGAACGUUGCUGGAAUCGAUAUAAAAGCACAGAAAAGAGAUCAGUCAAAGUUCUACGGCGAGCUCUUGGAGAGGAGGCGUACGGAGGCUGAAAAGGAGCAAGAGAAGGUGCGACUCAAGAAGCUGAAGAAGAAAGAGGAGAAACAAAAAUGGGACGAUCGCCACUGGUCGGAAAAAUCCAAAGACGAGAUGACGGAGAGAGAUUGGCGUAUAUUCAGGGAGGACUACAACGUGACCAUCAAGGGCGGACGCAUCCCGGAUCCCAUCCGCAACUGGAAGGAGUGCGACAUUCCGAGCGAGAUCCUGGAAAUAAUCGAGAAGGUGGGUUACCUGGAGCCCACGCCCAUCCAGCGACAGGCCAUACCCAUCGGGCUGCAGAACAGGGACAUCAUCGGCGUGGCAGAAACCGGCUCGGGCAAGACCCUGGCGUUCCUGAUCCCGCUGCUGAUGUGGAUCCAGUCCCUGCCGAAGAUCGAGCGGAUCGAGGACGCGGACCAGGGGCCGUACUCCAUCAUCCUGGCCCCGACCCGCGAGCUGGCCCAGCAGAUAGAGGAGGAGACCAACAAGUUCGGGCAGCCGCUGGGCAUCCGCACGGUGGUGGUGGUGGGCGGGCUGUCCCGCGAGGAGCAGGGCUUCCGCCUGCGCAUGGGGUGCGAGAUCGUGAUCGCGACACCGGGGCGUCUCAUCGACGUGCUGGAGAACCGCUACCUGGUGCUCAACCAGUGCACGUACAUCGUGCUGGACGAGGCGGACCGCAUGAUCGACAUGGGCUUCGAGCCCGACGUCCAGAAGAUCCUGGACUACAUGCCCGUGACAAACCUGAAGCCGGACACGGAGGACGCGGAGGACGAGACCAAGCUCCUGAUGAACUACAACUCGAAGAAGAAGUACCGCCAGACGGUGAUGUUCACGGCGACGAUGCCCCCCGCGGUGGAGCGGCUGGCGCGGACGUACCUCCGGCGCCCGGCCGUGGUGUACAUCGGGUCGGCGGGCAAGCCCACGGAGCGCGUGGAGCAGAUCGUGUACAUCCUGUCGGAGGGCGACAAGCGGCGCAAGCUGAUGGAGAUCCUGGGGCGCGGCGUGACCCCGCCCGUCAUCAUCUUCGUGAACCAGAAGAAGGGGGCGGACGUGCUGGCCAAGGGGCUGGAGAAGCUGGGCUACAACGCCUGCACGCUGCACGGCGGCAAGGGCCAGGAGCAGCGCGAGUACGCGCUCGCCAGCCUCAAGUCGGGCUCCAAGGACAUCCUGGUGGCCACCAACGUGGCGGGGCGGGGCAUCGACAUCAAGGACGUGUCCAUGGUCAUCAACUACGACAUGGCCAAGAGCAUCGAGGAGUACACGCACCGCAUCGGGCGCACGGGGCGCGCGGGCAAGAACGGCAUCGCCGUGUCCUUCUGCACCAAGGACGACUCGGAGCUGUUCUACGACCUGAAGCACCUGAUCCUGUCCAGCCCGCUGUCCACGUGCGCGCCGGAGCUGCUCAACCACCCGGACGCCCAGCACAAGCCGGGCACCGUCGUCACCAAGAAGCGGCGCGAGGAGAAGAUCUUCGCGUAGUCGCGCCGUGUCGCGUGCCUUUCCCGCACGAGCCGUGUCGCACUCUCUCCCUAGUUACUAAGUCCUCAGCCCUGUACAGAGAGUUCAUUAAUAAAGUAAAUAUCCACACAAAAAUGUCCAAUUUUGUAAAUGAAAUAAUAUGCAGCUCUCCUGGACAUUUUUUUUUUUUUUUCAGAUACAGAAUUUUAUAAACUGUGUAGAUAUCUUUAUUUGUAAAGCAAAGACCAUAAUUUGUUACUUGACUAGGCCAAGUUUUUUUUUGCAUCAUAGGGAUUUGAUUGCCACUUAGUUGGUUUUCUGAAAAUAUGAAUAUGUUUUUUGGCAAUUGUCCCGUAUCACGUAUCCUGUUUGGUCGAUCCUGCGGUAUACGAUGCUUGCUGUUUUAAUUUAGUACGUCUAAAGAUCCUGGACAUAUCAAAGAUAUUACAACACAAUGUUAGGAAGUAAAAAAAAAUAAUAAUAAUUUGUUUCUUAGAUUUUUGAUUUGAUGAUGUAGUCAUAGUUCAUUGUUGCAUCUCUAAAACUGUCAGUAAAAACUUUUCUCGUGUUUUUUUAUUAUUUUAUUUUAAUGACCAAAUGGAGCUUACGUUACGAAUAUCACUCGUAGAAAUGAAUUUUUAAAGUUUUCAAAACUUGUUUUGAAUUGAUGAAAAAACCAUUUAUUAAAAAUUAGAUUUAUUUAUAUCAUAAUCACAUUUAAUUAAUGGUAAAAAAAAAAUUAAUGAAGCGAAAUAAUGAAAUCACCACCUUUAGCGCGAGUGCUUGUUAAAGAAGGAAGGAUGGACGGGCAAACACAGCUACAGUAGAUGCAAGUAGAUGCCGGGUAGACCACUCCGGAGUAGCUCACUCACGUGCGCAGCUCAGUGGUAUGUCCGUACUGUGACCGUGAACCAACCACAGCAACGCAAAUUGCCCUUGCCGCCGGUUGCGGUCUUCCUGGUAAGGGACUGUGAAGUCGUGAAGUAGAUGUUCUUUGAAUGAUUCGUGCUUGUGAAAGACCUUCAUGGACGCGAGACCGGGUUCACCUGUACGUCACCAAGGUGGUGGCUUGUCUUUAUUUUCUGUCCUUGUCACAAGUUGUCACAUCGUCAGCCCACUGUUCGUCUGUGCUGUGAUGUUUUUCCAGACUGAUUCCUCCCGCUGAAUCCUCUCUGUGCUGCCUGUGCUGGCAUCGGCUGGUCUUCAGUGUGUUUCUGUGUUUGUCUUUCUUGUUCAUUCUUGUGGUUUCUCCACUCUGUGACGUACAGUUAAAACCAGCAAUGGCAUAUGUUAACAAUUUUUUUUUUAAUUAUAAAAUAGAUGACAGGAUGGAUCAGUUGGUUUGAAUUUCCACAGUUAGGUUAGUCUUCACUGUCCACAAGGAUCUGGGGAAAAGGAACGUAAACUAGGUUUUUUUGAUUUUGUGAUUGAUUAAAAAAAUUUGUUUCAAAGGGGUUUAGGGAAUAUUUUUGUCAUGGAGCCUAGGUGGAAAUAAAAGUUAUUUAUUAAUACUACAUGUAAUGAAGAGUAAUUACAAUUGUUUGAAAAACCUUACUGUGUUAUUUUUGUAUAAAUUCCUGCCCACGGACUCUGAAACGGUAUAUAAAGUUUUGUAUUGAGCAAGUGUAGCCUAUUAAAAUAAAGACAUAUUGUAAA